Molecule: messenger RNA, 207 nt
Organism: Blastomyces dermatitidis ER-3
Lineage: Eukaryota; Fungi; Ascomycota; Eurotiomycetes; Onygenales; Ajellomycetaceae
Exons: 1
Coding region: 1-207 (68 amino acids)
Source: RefSeq, a predicted model, not a curated record
AUGACCCCGAGGAGAUACGAUCAGAGAGAUAACCAGAUAUUUCGUGUCAUACAGCUCAGCUCCUCUUCUUCCCCCAGCCAAUUCAAGCAUUCGCAGCCGAAGCCGAACAAACCUCACGGCAUCAAGCCGCAGUCUACGGACCAAAGUCCGGGGGAGGGGUUGGGGUUGAAGAUCAAGACAAGCUUUGCCAGCGGACUCCACGAAUAG